Drosophila ficusphila is the source of this 2107-nucleotide messenger RNA. It is a transcript of the gene Gs1, whose product is annotated as glutamine synthetase 1, mitochondrial. The transcript has 2 exons. The record is from RefSeq and is a predicted model, not a curated record. Gene Ontology annotation, molecular function: glutamine synthetase activity. Lineage: Eukaryota; Metazoa; Arthropoda; Insecta; Diptera; Drosophilidae. Gene Ontology annotation, cellular component: cytoplasm. The coding region runs from base 235 to 1437 and encodes 400 amino acids.
ACGAAGUGAAUCGAAACGAAAAAAAGUGAAUGUUGUCGCGCUAACUGUGCUCACAAGCCUCCCAAAUCUCGAAUUGGUCGGGUGUCCUCAGCAGUAGCUCCGCAGCAACUGAAGAAACAGAAGCAGAAAGCAAAAGUCCCGCAAGCCGAAGACCCCUAAAGACCAGCCCAGCCAGCGACUAACCUGCAGAUCACAUAACUGUAAAGUGGACAAACGAGCAGUGCACGGACAAACAUGGCAUUCCGCGUGGCCGGACUCUUCCUGAAGAAGGAGCUAGUGACUCCCGCGGUGCAGCAGCUGCGGCUGCUGCGCACCGCCAACACGGCCCGCUCCCAGUUCCUGGCCAACUCGCCCAACACCGCGCUGGACAAGAGCAUCCUGCAGCGGUACCGCAACCUGGAGACGCCAGCCAACCGCGUGCAGGCCACCUACCUCUGGAUUGACGGCACCGGCGAGAACAUCCGCCUGAAGGACCGCGUGCUGGACAAGGUGCCCAGCUCCGUGGAGGACCUGCCCGACUGGCAGUACGACGGCAGCUCCACCUACCAGGCCCAAGGCGAGAACUCGGACACCACGCUCAAGCCGCGCGCCAUUUACCGCGACCCCUUCAAGCCGGGCAAGAACGACGUGAUCGUCCUGUGCGACACCUACAGCGCCAACGGAAAGCCCACGGCCUCCAAUAAGCGGGCCGCCUUCCAGGCGGGAGUCGACAGGAUCGGCGACCAGGAGCCCUGGUUCGGCAUCGAGCAGGAGUACACGCUGCUCGACGUGGAUGGUCGUCCGUUCGGCUGGCCGGAGAACGGCUUCCCGGCCCCGCAAGGACCCUACUACUGCGGCGUGGGCGCCGACCGCGUCUACGCCCGCGACCUCGUGGAGGCCCAUGCCGUGGCCUGCCUGUACGCGGGAAUCGACUUCGCCGGCACCAACGCCGAGGUGAUGCCCGCCCAGUGGGAGUACCAGGUGGGGCCGAGCAGCGGCCUGAAGGCGAGCGACGACCUGUGGGUCUCGCGAUAUAUCCUGCAGCGCAUCGCCGAGGAGUACGGCGUGGUGGUGACCUUCGACCCCAAGCCGAUGGAGGGCCAGUGGAACGGGGCCGGCGCCCAUACCAACUUCUCCACGAAGGCGAUGCGCGCCGAGGGCGGCAUCAAGGCCAUCGAGGAGGCCAUCGAGAAGCUGAGCCGGCACCACGAGCGCCACAUCAAGGCCUACGACCCCAAGGAGGGCAAGGACAACGAGCGGCGCCUGGUGGGCCGCCUGGAGACCUCCAGCAUCGACAAGUUCUCGUGGGGCGUGGCCAACCGGGCCGUCAGUGUGCGGGUGCCGCGGGGCGUGGCGACGGCCGGCAAGGGAUACUUCGAGGAUCGGCGGCCGAGCUCCAACUGCGACCCCUACGCGGUGUGUGGGGCCAUCGUGCGCACCUGCCUGCUGAACGAGUAAAGUGUGGAGUGGGAGAGUUAUAUCCUCUGUAUAUAGUGUAUUACGGAACUCUAGAGCGAUCCGAUCAUUUGGACUAUUUCAAGUCGCGUGGAGCAACACUUUGUUAGCUUGUGCAAAAAGACAGGAGUGAGGAGGAGGCGCGAGGAGCGUGCGAUUAGCAUUUAAGAAUGUGGGUGGGUGGCAAGAACCGAACAGAAAGGAAUAUUCUGCCAUACAAAUUUUACAAAUUAUGUAUACCUAAUCGUUGAGUUAAUCUAAAUAAUAAAUAACAUGUACCCUACGUUAACGCGCUACCUUAGAGGAAAUCGAAAGUAAUUCGCCUUUGACUAGAUUUUGGCCCGUAGGAUUUCCGAGAUCAAAAAAGAAAAGAAUAUCACUGAAAUUUGUUGAUAUAUUACUCAUUCAUAUCCACACGCACGUACAUAUGAACGGCAAAUUGUUUGUAGAACUAAUUGUUGAGUAAAAUUUUAAAGAAAAACAUAUAUAUCUCUAUAUGUAAGAACCGUCGUUGAAUCUUUCGCAUCUCACUGUUCGCGAGCAUUUUACAAAUUUCUAUAUGUACUUAUAUUAUAUUAUAAAUGUCUCCUAGUACAAGCACCCUGAAAAUUAAGAAUUCCAAUGCGAUUCAAAUAAACAUUUCAAGUAAAGGCAAAGUUGUAAACAAAACACA